UCAUGCUCAUCGAACUGCAAAAGAUAAAAACAAAAAUAACACGAAGAGACAUGGGGCGUCUUGUAAACGGAGCUGGCCUCUUGGUUUUGUUGUGUUUCAAUGUUUUUGUAGUGAGUAAUGUGGCUGCGAGAGAUGGUGUGAUGAGCUUUGGCAGAGAGGAAGAGGAGAAGACCUUCAUAGGAGGUGGAAAGGGCUUUGGGGGAGCUUUUGGUAAAGGAGGUGGGAUAGGAAAAGGCGGAGGCAUUCUUGGCGGCGGCAUUGGUAAAGGCGGUGGCUUCGGAAAAGGAGGAGGAGGUGGCUUUGGAAAAGGUGAUGGCUUCGGUGGUGGAAUAGGCAAAGGUGGUGGUUUUGGCGGUGGGUUCGGAAAAGGAGGAAUAGGCAAAGGAGGUGGCUUUGGAAAAGGUGGUGGCUUCGGUGGAGGGGGGAUAGGCAAAGGCUUUGGCUUUGGCGGUGGUAAGAUUGGACAUCACUGAGAUAAACAGGAAGAAACUUGUAGACUAGUUGCACUGCAUGAGCGACUUGGGGAAUAAAAUAACUUUAGCUUCCACGUAUUUGUCUAAUUAUAAGUUUUCAUAAUGAGCUUUUGCACUACCUAUCUAUCUAUGCUUGUUUCAUUUU
Messenger RNA from Raphanus sativus (radish), 618 nucleotides. RefSeq names its product glycine-rich cell wall structural protein 1. The record is from RefSeq and is a predicted model, not a curated record. Lineage: Eukaryota; Viridiplantae; Streptophyta; Magnoliopsida; Brassicales; Brassicaceae. The transcript has a single exon. Bases 3 to 473 code for a protein of 156 amino acids.